AUGUCUUUGACUAUUGCUGCAAAGGCACCUUUCAUUGCUUACUCGGCAAUUAUUGCCUCAGAAUUUGAGUCUGCCGAAUCUUCUCCUAUUACUGUCGACUUCGUGGAUGACAAGGCUGUCGAGAAGGAUGCCACUGCCAAAUUGGUCGUGGGUGACAAGACCUACGUUGGAGAAUCUGAGGUCUUGAAGGCUUUUGGUUCCUUGGUGCCUUCCAUCACCAAGUCCAGCGAUGCUUCUGCUUCUUGGGUCCAGUUUGCCUUGGAAAAAUUGGCCAACAAGAACUUUAAAGCUUUAGCCACCGACUUGGAGGAGUUGGAUGCCCACUUGAACUUUAGAUCAUUUGUUUUGGGCUACAGCUUCUCGUUGGCUGACAUUGCCAUCUGGGGUGUGUUGAGAGCCAAUGCUGUGAUGGGUUCCGUCAUCAAGAAUGAGGUUUACGCCAACAUUUCCAGAUGGUACAACUUCGUUGGAUCUGACAGCAGAUUCGAUGUUGCUGAUAAGACCACCAAGGCCAUUAAUGAAGUGAGAAAGUCAGCUAAGGCUGCCAAGGGUGAAAAGAAGGAGACACACAAGGCCAGUUUUGCUAUUGACUUGCCAAAUGCCAAGAUUGGUGAGGUUGUCACUCGUUUCCCUCCAGAGCCUUCUGGAUACUUGCACAUUGGACAUGUCAAGGCUGCCAUUUUGAACGAAUACUUUGCUCAUGAGUACAAGGGUAAGUUGAUCAUCAGAUUCGACGACACCAACCCAUCCAAGGAGAAGUCCGAGUUCCAGGACUCUAUUAUUGAGGAUUUGGCAACCUUGGGUAUCAAGGGAGACAAGGUCACCUACUCGUCCGACUACUUCGACCAGAUGUACGACUUAGCCAUCAAGAUGAUCAAGGAGGGCCAUGCUUACUGUGACGAUACCCCAUUGGAGCAAAUGAGAGAGGAAAGAAUGGUGGGUGAUGCCUCCAAGAGAAGAGAUAGAUCUGUCGAGGAAAACUUGCAGAUUUUUACCGAGGAGAUGAAGAACGGCACUGAGACUGGCCUCAAGAACUGUUUGAGAGCCAAGAUUGACUACAAGGCUCUUAACAAGGCAUUGAGAGACCCGGUUAUCUACAGAUGCAACUUGACUCCUCACCACAGAACCGGCACUCAGUGGAAGAUGUACCCAACCUACGACUUCUGUGUUCCAGUGGUUGAUGCCAUUGAGGGUGUCACUCACUCUUUGAGAACCAACGAGUACAGAGACCGUAACCCUCAGUACGAGUGGAUCCAGAACACCUUAGGCUUGCGUCACGUUGACAUUUGGGAUUUCGGUAGAGUCAACUUUGUUAGAACACUUUUGUCCAAGAGAAAAUUGCAGUGGUUUGUCGACAAGGGCCACGUUGGCAACUGGGAUGACCCAAGAUUCCCUACCGUCAGAGGUGUCAGCAGAAGAGGUAUGACUGCUGAGGGUUUGAGAAACUUCAUUCUCUCCCAGGGUCCUUCCAAGAAUAUCAUCAACAUGGAGUGGUCUUCCAUUUGGGCUUUGAACAAAAAGAUUAUCGACCCUAUUGCUCCAAGACACGUUGCUGUGGACGUCAAGGACGCUGUUCCAGUGACCCUUUCUAACGGUCCUGCCGAGCCAUUCUCUGAGGACAAACCUAAGCACAAGAAGAACCCAGAUGUGGGAACCAAGAAGGUGAUUUUUGCAAAGGAUGUCCUCGUUGACCAGGCCGAUGCUCAAACUUUUGCCGAGGGUGAGGAGAUCACUUUUAUGGACUGGGGUAACGUGAUCAUCAAGAAGAUUAACAAGGAAGGUGAUGUUGUCAAAUCCAUUGAUGCCGAGUUGCACUUGGAGGGUGACUUCCGCAAGACCGAGAAGAAGGUCACCUGGUUGGCUAACACUUCUGACAAGGUGCAAGUCAAGUUGGUUGACUUCGACCACUUGAUUACUAAGGACAAGUUGGAGGAGGGUGACAACUUCGAGGAUUUCCUUACUCCUGAGACCAGAUUUGUCAGCGAGGCCUUUGCCGAUGCCAACGUCAAGUCAUUGAAGAAGGGUGACACCAUUCAGUUCGAGAGAAAGGGCUACUACAAGGUCGAUGAGGAUCUUUCUACUGGCAAGGAGUUGAUUUUGUUCACCAUUCCAGACGGUAAGAAGAAGUAA
Molecule: messenger RNA, 2130 nt
Organism: Sungouiella intermedia
Lineage: Eukaryota; Fungi; Ascomycota; Pichiomycetes; Serinales; Metschnikowiaceae
Source: the annotation of a GenBank genome assembly